Messenger RNA from Zophobas morio, 2361 nucleotides. RefSeq lists its product as uncharacterized. Gene Ontology annotation, molecular function: copper ion binding; oxidoreductase activity. The transcript is spliced from 11 exons. The coding region runs from base 121 to 2226 and encodes 701 amino acids. Lineage: Eukaryota; Metazoa; Arthropoda; Insecta; Coleoptera; Tenebrionidae. The record is from RefSeq and is a predicted model, not a curated record.
AGACGUUUAAUAAUGAGAUAGCAUUUAUAGUAGAAAGAUAAAUAAUACCUCACAUUUCAAUUUAAAAAAUCUCAACGCAAGACUUUAAUUACAGUUUAUUUGGUAAAUGCACAGGAGACAAUGAAAAAAAUACUACUCUUCACUGCAAUUAUUUGCUUCGAUCAAAAUCUUUCGUACAAAGUCAUGUUUAAUAAUGGUGGACCUAAUGUCACAGAUUUGGUAGAAUAUGUCUUACUAAAUGACGACAAUCCUUGCUCGCGAAAAUGUGUGAAAGAAUCUGUACCAAUGACCUGUAGAUACACUUUUCUUUUGGAAUCGUAUCAUACCUUAAACAAAGCAUGUUAUGAGUGUCCAUUCAAGCAAGACGAUUGUUAUAGAGAGGACUGCAUUCCUGCUGACGGAAACAGAAGAUCAGUUGUAGUUGUGAAUAGAAAAAUGCCUGGACCUAGGGUUGAGGUUUGCCUUGGGGAUGAAGUGAUUAUAGAUGUAGUUAAUCAUUUAACAAGCGAUAGUACAACCAUUCAUUGGCACGGUCAUCAUCAAAAGAAUAGUCCGUAUAUGGAUGGCGUACCAUUUGUAACACAAUGUCCCAUUCUUCCAGGAAUGACCUUUCGAUAUCAUUUCAACGUCCACAAUGCUGGUACCCACUUCUGGCACUCUCAUUCAGGAUUUCAACGUUCUGAUGGUACUUUUGGUCCUUUUAUUGUGCGAAUACCAGAAGAAGACGAUCCACAUUCUCUCCUAUAUGAUUAUGAUCUCCCGAAUCAUAUAAUAACAAUUCUAGAUUGGACUAAAGAGGUCGGAAACGAUAAAUAUAUGUCGCAUAUGCAAAAUGACGGCGACAAUAAACCUGAUACUAUUUUGGUUAACGGUAUGGGAAGAUUUAAACACUUUCAAGAUGCAAAUGGUACAACGAUAUUUACACCAACUGCCCGCUUUACUGUCGAACAGGGUUACAGAUACAGAUUUCGGUUAAUAAACGCAGGUUUUUUAAACUGUCCAAUAGAACUGUCUAUCGACAAUCAUACGCUUACGGUGAUCAGCAGCGAUGGAAGUGAUUUUAAUGCCACAGAAGUGGAAUCCUUGGUUUCUUAUGCUGGUGAAAGAUUUGAUUUUAUUGUAAAUGCUGAUCGACCUAAAGACGUGUAUUGGAUGCAUUUCCGAGGCUUAAUGGACUGUGAUGAACGCUUUACUAAAGCAUAUCAGUUGGCUGUGCUCCAGUACAAAGAUGUAGAAAAAAAAUACCCACUUAGUGAACCUACUUAUGAUAGUUCCAAAAAGGAAGGAAAACAAAUGAAUGCUCUGAAUAAAGGGACUGAAGCUGAUAACUCCAGUUAUGUUAGUAUGCCACAACUGCAUUCAUUAGAUCAGUGGGACGAUAGUCUUCAAGAAAAAGCUGAUUUUCAGUAUUACGUUUCGUAUGAUUUUUAUAAAAUGAAUCAUCCUGUAUUUCAUAAAGAAAACACCUAUGGGUUCUUUAAUGUUACGGACCCAAUGCAGCAAGUCCUAACACCCCAAUUAAAUUAUAUUUCGAUGAAACUGCAAUCCUUCCCACUUCUACCGCAGAGAAAUCAAAUUGAAGAAAAUAUGUUGUGCAAUGAAACAACAGUACAGGAUUGUGAAAACAAGUUCUGUGAAUGUACCCAUAUUGUUAAUAUUCCAUUAAAUACUGUAGUUGAAAUGGUUUUAAUAGACAAAGGUUAUGCAUACGAUGCUAACCAUCCUUUUCAUCUGCAUGGUCAUUCUUUUCGAGUGGUGGCAAUGGAGCGAAUAGGAAGUCACGUUAAUGCUUCAGAUAUUCGCAAGAUGGAUCUUAAUGGACAGAUUAAUCGAAAUCUUAAAGAUGCGCCUCUGAAGGAUACGGUGACUGUUCCUGAUGGGGGAUUUACAAUAAUCCGGUUCAAAGCUACAAAUCCAGGUUAUUGGAUAUUUCAUUGCCACAUAGAAUUUCACGUAGAGGUCGGUAUGUCCUUAGUGUUCAAAAUUGGAGAAGACUACGAAAUGCCUCCAGUCCCCACUGGUUUUCCUAAAUGUGGAGAUUACAUUCCCAAUGUAAAUAGUACAAAUUUAGACGAGUGUGAAAAUGUUGGUACUUUUGGUAGUAUUUUAAAGAAAUUACUACCAAACGUGUAUAAAAAUUAUUGUCCGCUCCCCAGUAGCGCUAGUUAUAAAAUCGUUCAUUUUAGUUUACUACUAGCCUUUGUACCUCUUGUAAUUUUACGGUAAUUUAUACAGUAAAAUUGAUGACGAAAAUUGUGAUAUUGCUUCCGAUGAUAGCAUUUAAAUUAUUAUCGUGUAUUUUAAAGAGAAUCUCUUUUGUAUUUAAAUAAUUAAUUUAUGUAAUAAAAAAAUAAGAAUAAA